AGCCAGUUCGGCUCCAGCUUCGGCCCGCGCAUCCGCUGGCCACCAGCCAGCAAAGCCCCUUGGACCAAGUAACUCCGUGGGCCCCUGAUGACGGUCCUGUCGCGCGUGGUUGUGUCGGUUGCCCUGGUCGCCUCCUCGGCAACCGCCUAUGUGGCGCCAGUGCCACGCGAGGCCGCCCUUCAGCGUUCCGUCGCCUCGGCGGUCCAGCAGCAGCCGACAGUCCUCGUGGAGGAGCUCGUGGAGGAGCCCGCGGCGGACAGCAACGCCUCUGGGGCGAUGCUUGGAGCGGCUGUGGCCAGCAUCGUUGGAGCGGUGGUCGGCUGGGUGCGUUCCAACAAGGAGAGGGCCGCCAGCGCCGCUGCAGCGUCGGCGGUGGCGCUCGUGGCUUCGGCUUCGCCGGCACUGGCAGAGGUGGACUAUGUCAACAUCGAGUACCUGGGCGGCAGCAACAAGGUGGACAUCAACAACGCCAACAUCAUGGCCUACCGACAGUUCCCUGGCAUGUUCCCGACCGCGUCCGGCUGGAUUGGCACGCACGGCCCGUGGGAGAAGGUGUCGGAUAUGUUGAAUGACCCCGAGCUCCCCGACAACCUGAAGCAGAUCAUCCAGAAGUACGAGAAGAACUACGUUGCCUUCCCGGCCAACCCGGCCUACUUUAUCGACCGCAUCAACAACGCGAUGUACCGCUGAGCUCGCGCAGUCUGGAUCUCCCUGCGUCGCUUCGCGCAUAUAUGGCGAAGAUUUAGCCAAGUCCACGGCAGGCACCUGAUACAGGAGGCUUUUUGAAUAGAGACGCCAGCUCCGAUCGCCAGAAGAGGCGGGUCGCUGUAA
Messenger RNA from Prorocentrum cordatum, 831 nucleotides. The record is from the annotation of a GenBank genome assembly. NCBI's taxonomy places the organism in Eukaryota, Dinophyceae, Prorocentrales, Prorocentraceae.